Messenger RNA from Plectropomus leopardus (leopard coralgrouper), 540 nucleotides. NCBI's taxonomy places the organism in Eukaryota, Metazoa, Chordata, Actinopteri, Perciformes, Serranidae. The record is from RefSeq and is a predicted model, not a curated record.
CGUAACAAGCCUUUAGCACGCAGCAGUUCGUCACAGUUUCUUGACAGGAGGCACUGGCGCAGGGGCAGUUAGACCAGACGGCCACCAUGGUGCUGAACCCUGUCAUCUCCAAGCUCGCUGGUAAACUGGUGGUGCUGGCGAGUGCUUCUCCCAGGAGACUGGAGAUUCUCAGCAAUGCGGGCUUACGGUUUGAGGUGGUACCAUCCUGGUUCAAAGAAACACUUGAUAAGAGACUUUUCAAGGCACCUUAUGAGUAUGCUGUUGAGACGGCCAAACAGAAGGCCCUGGAGGUGGCCAGGAGGAUGCCCUUUAAACACCUGAAGACUCCAGACAUAGUAAUCGGAGCAGACACUAUAGUGACUGUUGAUGGCAUGAUUCUAGAGAAGCCUGUGGAUAAAGAAGAUGCUUACAGGAUGCUAUCAAGCUUGAGCGGUAAAGAGCACAGCGUCUUCACGGGUGUAGCUAUUGUCCUCUGCCAUGAGAAAGGGAGUAAGUCACAACUGAACACUGAUUAGAUUUACAGUCUGUUUUCUUUAGAAA